Galdieria sulphuraria is the source of this 411-nucleotide messenger RNA. RefSeq lists its product as uncharacterized. The record is from RefSeq and is a predicted model, not a curated record. The coding region runs from base 30 to 374 and encodes 114 amino acids. NCBI's taxonomy places the organism in Eukaryota, Rhodophyta, Bangiophyceae, Galdieriales, Galdieriaceae. The transcript is spliced from 2 exons.
AUACUUUUUGGAUUGUCCAACGGCUUUUGAUGUGGAGUCGAGCAGCGAUGGCAUCCUUUUUAUUGGGUUUAGGUAUAGGAGGUGCUCAUUAUUAUGUUUUACAUCAAGAUGUGUGGAAAAGCACUGAAAAUGUGCUCAACUUGUUUUCUCAUCAUUCGAGUCUUUUGUCUAGGGAAGAAGAGAAAGACAAUCUGUCCUACCCGUCCCAGGAAACUCUGGAACAUCAUUUGAGACAUAAAGCGGUAUCUUGGUGGAAUCGAAGCUUAGAUGCGUUGGAAGAUAGGCUUGUUCGUUUACCCGACUCUUUUCGACAACUAUCACAGGAUACCAAGGCAACUGUACAAAAAGUGACCGAAAGUUACAGAAACAAAUAAAAAACAAACCAACUUUUAUAAAGACACACAAGUUUCC